Seminavis robusta is the source of this 4010-nucleotide messenger RNA. The record is from the annotation of a GenBank genome assembly. Lineage: Eukaryota; Bacillariophyta; Bacillariophyceae; Naviculales; Naviculaceae.
AAGACCGGAGGAUAACUACCGGCACCGGGAGCUUUUGCGGUUCUCACAAUUUGAAAACUCUUCCAGCUCACACCGCACAGCACAGAUUGCAGCCAUUGACUCCUUUCUGGUUUGCUCACUUUUACAGCGAUCUUUCAGCUAGCAGACUACGAAGUAUCUAAACUCAACCAACCGCAGCAACCAUGGACGACGACUACUCAGCUGAUGGCGACCUGGAAAGCAAUUCUGGAGAUGUCUCUGUGGCAGACACAGCAUCCUUUGCGGAAGUGAAGCGAGAGAUCAAGAUGAUGAACGUCGUGCGAACCUUUGUGUUUGCCCUCAUGAUUACCUUCUCUACCAUCACGGCAGAGGUGAUCUACGUGGUGGUCCGGUUCGGCGAAGAGGACGUCUUCAAGAGCAGGUUCCAUACCUACGCCAACCAAAUCAUUGAGGGUUUCUACGAGAAAGUGAACACCCGGUUGGUGGCUGCUGACUCUCUCAGCACCUCGUUCACCGUGCAAGCCUCGGACAUGAAGUCGGUUUGGCCGUUCGUGAGCUUUCCCGAGUUUGAAAGGCGCUGCACCGGGACAAGGCAGCUGGCAGAUGCCUCGGCCGUCACCUAUGCUCCUUGGAUCCAAGGUGAAGAUACUCGAAAGCGCUGGGAGGCGUAUGCCGCGUACAUGGACCAUGAGGGGACGCUCGAAUCCAAUCACACGGAUGACUUUCGUGUCAGUGACACAGAUGAAGACUCGGUCAUCUUUCUGCAAACUGGUCGCUCCGUCAUAGAAGGCAUUUACUACCUUGAGGAUGGGCAAGCACACGAUCUGCCACCACAAGGCAAUGAUACCGACGUCUUUCCCCUCUGGCAGAGAUCUCCAGAGUCGGCGGUCAAUGGCUCUGACAUUCGCAUGUACGAUCAAAUGUCCAACCCGAUCCGUGCCCAAGCUCUCAACGUGCUUAUGACGAAACCCCCGCAGCCACUCAGUGGAGUCUACACGGACUUUUUGAUCUACGAUAGCAACCUCACGGACUAUGCCUACUACAGCACUCCUCGGGCUGCUCUCUACGCCCCCGUCUAUGACUCUGCCAAUGAAGACUCUGUGGUUGCCACUGUGGACUUGGAGUUCAUGUGGGAGACAUUCCUGGCCGAUAUUUUGGACGAUUACGUGGAAGCCAUUGUCGUGGUGGCUGAAUCUUCCUGCAGUGGCCGUCAGUACUCCUUCCAAGUUCAGGGCAUCAACGCCUCCUACAUGGGUGCAGGCAAUCUAGCCCCAGAUCCCAAAACGUUCAGUGCUCCCUCCCCGGUCAACUCGACGUAUGAAGCAUUCCGCCAAAUCAUACUUCCAUCUUCCGACGCCGACGCUUCAGCCAACGAUACCAGCUCUCCCCCUCAACUUCCAUGCCAGUACCGCCUCUCCGUGUAUGCAACAGAAGAGUUCAAGGCGUCCUUCAUGACCCACAAGCCAGAAAUCUACCGUUGGAUCGUCUUGGGAAUCUUUCUCUUUGCGGUGGGAGUCUUUUUGGUGUAUGACUGCAUUGUCGAUCAACAAUCCAACAGGGUCGUGGAAUCCGCCAAGAAAACGGACGCAUUGGUGAGCACACUCUUCCCCUCAUCCGUCAAACAGCGUCUAUUGGAGAGCCAUGAAAAGGAGCGCCAAAAGCAUUUGGAGGCCAAGCGGGUUUCCAUUUGGCAACUCAACCAUCGAGGCAGCAUUACGGAAGGCCAAGCCCCGGACUCGGGCGAAAUGCGCAUCAUAUCCACACCCAAGCAACGUCUCAAGAGCUUUCUACAUCCCGAGGAGGCUGAUAUGGUGGCCACCGGUGCAAUGAAUGAGGCAGAACCGAUUGCAGAUCUAUUCCCUAACGCCUCGGUCAUGUUUGCCGAUGUCGCGGGCUUUACCGCAUGGAGCAGUGAACGUGACCCCAGCCAGGUCUUCAAGCUGUUGGAAACCCUCUAUCGCUCCAUGGACAAAGCUGCACGAAGGUUCAGGGUAUUCAAGGUCGAGACGAUCGGGGAUUGCUAUGUCGCUGCCACCGGAUUGCCAGAUCAACGUGACGACCACGUCGAGGCUCUUACUCGUUUUGCCAGAACAUCACUCCUUCGCACCAAUGAAUUGACCAAUGCCUUGGAAUCUACCCUUGGCCCAGGAACUUCUGAAUUGGCCCUGCGGUUUGGAAUCCACAGUGGUCCUGUCACGGCUGGAGUACUUCGAGGCGAGAAGGCACGGUUCCAGUUGUUUGGAGAUACAAUGAAUCUUGCUGCAAGAAUGGAAUCAACAGGAGUGCCGAACAAGAUCCAUCUAUCACAGGCUACAGCUGACAUUCUCGUCAAGCGUGGGAAAGCACAUUGGAUUUCCCAGAGGGCGGAAACUGUCUUUGCUAAAGGCAAAGGUGAACUUAACACCUACUGGUUGUUGACGGGGGCCUCUGGUGCUUCUUCGACUGCAGCCAGCAGUUGCUCUGGUUCUGUGAGCAGCAGUGAGUUUAUGACCAAGGAUACUGUGGCCAUCCAAUCUCCUCUGGGUGCUCCAGUGUGUAGUGGUGGAGCCUCUGAGGCAGUCCUAAUGGGUGUUAUCGGAGGAAGCAAGUUGAAUCGUUCCAUUGACCGCCUUGUAGAAUGGAACACUGGUGCUCUUCUUUCCCUCCUGGAGAAGGUUGUUGUCAGCCGGGGUGGUUCAGUGGAGCCGUUGCAGAAGGAUAGCUCUUCGCGAGAUAUCCCAGCAGGGGCUUCCCGAAGUUUCAUGGAUGAGAUGGAGUUGUUUGUGCCAAUGCCCGAGUAUGACGCCGGACUUGUAGCCAGGAUACAUGACACAUCGGGCUUCCAACUUCCGCGUCAAGUUCGUUUCGAGCUGCGCAUGUAUAUUGCUGCCAUUGCUUCUGGCUACCGAAAGAAUUCCUUUCAUAAUUUUGAGCAUGCAAGCCAUGUGAUAUUAUCGGCUACCAAACUCUUGAAGAGAAUCGCCUAUGCUGAUGGUCAUGCAAAUGAAGAACACGGUGUCACUACUGAAGACUUGCAUCAUUUUACAUAUGGUAUCAGCAGUGAUCCGCUGACUCAGUUCGCAGUUGUCUUUGCUGCAUUGAUUCAUGAUGUUGGCCAUGAAGGUGUUCCAAAUGGACAGCUUGCCAAGGAGCUCCCACAAAUUGCCACUCAGUAUGACAACAAGAGCAUUGCUGAGCAACGGUCUGUUGAUGUGGCUUUGGAGCUGCUGAUGCAACCAAAGUACAAGAACUUGAGGGAUUGCAUCUUUGGCGAUCAAAUUGGCCGGGCACGGUUCAGGAAGCUUCUCAUUCACUGUGUGCUUGCUACUGACAUCUUUGAGAAGGACCUCAAGGCAAAGAGAAACCAGCGCUGGGAACAGGCCUUCCAUAAAGCUCCUGCAGAAAGCCCCGCUGAAGACGACAUGAACUGCAAGGCCACAAUAGUUUUGGAGCACAUCAUCCAAGCCUCUGAUGUAUCACACACAAUGCAACACUGGCAUGUCUACAUCAAGUGGAAUGAGCGACUGUUCCAAGAGAUGUAUGCCGCCUACAAGGCAGGGCGCUCUGACAAGGACCCUUCUGAGGGUUGGUACAAGGGAGAGCUUUGGUUCUAUGACAACUAUGUGAUCCCACUUGCAAGGAAGCUCAAAGAGUGUGGGGUUUUUGGUGUCUCUAGUGAUGAGUAUUUGACCUAUGCCCAACAAAAUAGAGAUGAAUGGGAACGACGCGGGGAAGAGAUCUGCAAAAAGAUGAAGUUCAGGUGUGAAAAAGAAGGGGAAAAGAAGCGAGACAGGCGGUCGAUUCUGUGGGAACGUGAUGAGCGUGGAUACCGCGAAAUAUUCCACAAGGAAAGCGCCGAUCUCUUGGAAGAGGGGGAAGAGGAGGACAACGACGAGAGCCAUCACAGCUACAAAGAACAUUGAUUGCACUCGAGUCAGAUCCACGAUGAUGAUGCCAGUGGCGCUACAUGAACUUUGACAUGCGUAAAAAACAUACAUAAUUAGCUAGUAUCUUCAAUACAGAGAUUUCUUUCCGGUAGCUUUGCGCCUUGC